This is a messenger RNA of Oryzias melastigma (Indian medaka), 1163 nucleotides long. It is a transcript of the gene setmar, whose product is annotated as SET domain and mariner transposase fusion gene. The transcript has 2 exons. The coding region runs from base 178 to 1032 and encodes 284 amino acids. The record is from RefSeq and is a predicted model, not a curated record. Gene Ontology annotation, molecular function: protein binding; zinc ion binding; histone H3K9 methyltransferase activity. Gene Ontology annotation, cellular component: nucleus. NCBI's taxonomy places the organism in Eukaryota, Metazoa, Chordata, Actinopteri, Beloniformes, Adrianichthyidae.
GAAUAUUUUCAUUCAUCCAGAUAAAGUUUGUUUUGUCAUAUAAUAAAUGACAUGCCAUCAACGACUCUUCCUGGCCACUAGGUGGCGAAAGUUAAUCAUGAACCAACCGGAAGUUGCAUUUUCCGAUGUUCGUUUUCAGUUUCGUGUUUUCAUUUUUGAGUGUGUGUGAAAAGCGUUAUGGUGGACCUGAGUGAUGGCUUAGAGGACGUUCCUGUUUUGUGCAAAGAUCUAAAACCCCCCACAUUCAAGUAUUGUCCAGAUAAUGUUCAGGGACCAGGCUGUGCGGUUGACCCCUCUGAGGUCACCCUUCCUGGCUGCUCCUGCCUUUCCCGCUCCUGUUGUCCUGAGAGCUGCUCCUGCCUGCAGACCGGUGGUCCGGCGUACCUCAGCGCCAGCGCUCUGCUGGACCUCAGCAGAACUGACUCGGAUUAUUCCUCACCUGUGUUUGAGUGCAAUGCCCUUUGCGGCUGCAGUGACGCCUGCUCUAAUCGGGUGGUGCAGAAGGGGCUGCAGCUCCACUUGGAGAUUUUCCGCACCAGCAGCCGGGGCUGGGGAGUUCGGACGCUGCAGCAAAUACCCAGAGGGGUGUUUGUGUGCGAGUAUGCAGGGGAGGUGGUCAGCUUUGCAGAGGCCAGGCGGCGGCAGCUCAGCCAGAGCGCCGAGGAGAAUAAUUACAUCAUCUCGGUUAUGGAGCACGCGGGGUCGGGCUCCGUUACAAAAACAUUCGUGGACCCGACCCAGGUGGGAAACGUAGGCCGCUUCCUUAACCACUCCUGCCAGCCCAAUCUGGUUAUGGUGCCUGUGCGCGUGCACUCAGUGGUUCCCAGGCUGGCGCUUUUUACUGCACGCGACAUCAGAACUGAGGAGGAGCUUACGUUUGACUACUCAGGAGGAUGCGGGGAGCAGCAACCUGCAGAGACGAUGACCACGGCCGAGGUCAGCCGGCCAAAUGGACCGCAGAGGAAACCGUGCCACUGUGGUGCCAACAACUGCACCGGCUUCCUGCCUCUGGAUUUAUCCAUUCUCAGCUAAAACUUAUGCUAAAAUGAUCACACACAGAAUUUCUAAUUAUUAAGUUAUGGGUAACAUUUUCUGCUGCUGAUGCAGUCAAACAUUUAUGAUUUUUUUAAUAUUUAGAACUAAUAAAAUAACACGACCUCCUA